Messenger RNA from Akanthomyces muscarius, 1716 nucleotides. RefSeq lists its product as uncharacterized. Gene Ontology annotation, biological process: transmembrane transport; carbohydrate transport. The coding region runs from base 1 to 1716 and encodes 571 amino acids. The record is from RefSeq and is a predicted model, not a curated record. Gene Ontology annotation, cellular component: membrane. The transcript is spliced from 3 exons. Lineage: Eukaryota; Fungi; Ascomycota; Sordariomycetes; Hypocreales; Cordycipitaceae. Gene Ontology annotation, molecular function: carbohydrate:proton symporter activity.
AUGGCUUCUAGCGCAAACGCUCAAUCGAAGCCUCGGGGCGUCUGGAGGCAGCUCCUCGACAACCCGUACAUUUUCGGUCUUUCAGCGUUUGCGUCCCUGGGCGGGUUUCUCUUUGGCUAUGACCAGGGCGUCGUCUCGGGCGUGCUGGAGAUGGAGUCGUUUGCGGCGCUGUUCCCGCGCAUCUACCUCGACAGCGGCUUCAAGGGCUGGUUCGUGUCGACGCUCCUGCUGGCGGCGUGGCUCGGAUCCCUCAUCAACGGGCCCGUCGCGGACCGCUUCGGCCGCAAGGGGUCCAUGCUGGCGGCCGUGGCGGUGUUUACGCUCGGGUCGGCGCUGCAGGCGGCGGCCUCGACGACGGGCCUGCUAUUUGGCGGGCGCGCGGUGGCAGGCUUCGCCGUGGGCAUGCUGACCAUGAUUGUGCCCAUGUACAUGUCCGAGGUGUCGACGGCGGGCAUCCGUGGAACACUGGUCGUGCUCCAGCAGUUGAGCAUCACGCUCGGUAUUCUGGUUAGCUACUGGCUCGAGUACGGCACGCAGUACAUUGGCGGCACCAGAUGCGCCCCGGGCAUUCCGUACACGGGCGGCACCCCCGGCAAACCAACGUUCGACCCGCGAUACGAUGUCGGCCCGCCGGGGCAGCGAUGUCCUGGUGGCCAGAGCCAGGCGGCCUGGCGCGUGCCGUUUGCGCUGCAGAUUGUGCCGGCGCUGGUCCUGGGCGUCGGCAUGCUCUUCUACCCGGAGUCGCCGCGCUACCACCUCAUGCGCCACCAGGAAGACGCGGCGCUGCGUGCCCUCGCGCAGCUGCGCCGCGCCGAGCAUCCCGAUUCGGAGUGCCUACGGGACGAGUACCUCGCCAUCAAGGCUGAAGUGUUAUUCGACGAGUCCAUUGCCAGGGAUCGGUUCCCAGGCAAGACCGGGGCGUCGCUGUACUUUGCGCAGUACGGGAGCCUGGUCUCUUCGAAGCCUGCGUUUCGGCGCCUGGCAAUUGGCUGCUUGAUUGGUUUCUUCCAGCAAUUCAUGGGCUGUAACGCCUUGAUAUAUUUUGCCCCUACCAUCUUUGGACAGCUUGGGCUGACGGGUGGCACGACUUCGUUGCUGGCGACUGGCGUCUACGGCAUCGUCAACACGUUGUCGACGUUACCUGCCCUAUUCCUCAUCGACAGAGUCGGACGCCGACCUCUUCUCAUGUGCGGCGCCGCUGGAACGUUUAUUUCCCUGGUGAUUGUCGGCGCAAUGCUAGGUGCCUAUGGAAACGAUCUGCCUGCCCAUCCGGCGGCCGGCUGGGUGGGCAUCGCCUUCAUCUACAUCUAUGACAUUAACUUUUCCUACUCCUUUGCGCCAAUUGGCUGGGUGCUGCCGUCUGAAAUCUUCAACCUGGGCAACCGCUCCAAGGCCAUGGCCAUCACGACGAGCUGCACGUGGAUGUGCAACUUCAUCAUCGGGCUGGUGACGCCGGACAUGCUCGAGUCGUUUGGCUGGGGCACGUACAUUUUCUUUGCGGCCUUUUGCCUGCUCGCGCUUCUGUUUACGUACUUUUGCGUGCCGGAGACAAAGGGCAAGAGCUUGGAGGACAUGGACGAGAUCUUUGGCGACACGGCUGCGCACGAGGAGAAGCAGAGGCUGUUUAAUAUUGCGGCGUCGCUGGGGCUGACUGCUCCGCUGCCAACGCUGGACAAGAUAGACGAUGCGACUGCUGAUGCUCGUGAGUAUGCGUGA